Acipenser ruthenus (sterlet) is the source of this 4815-nucleotide messenger RNA. RefSeq names its product polycomb group RING finger protein 5-B. The transcript has 9 exons. Bases 389 to 1150 code for a protein of 253 amino acids. Gene Ontology annotation, cellular component: PRC1 complex. The record is from RefSeq and is a predicted model, not a curated record. Gene Ontology annotation, biological process: regulation of transcription by RNA polymerase II. Lineage: Eukaryota; Metazoa; Chordata; Actinopteri; Acipenseriformes; Acipenseridae.
AGUCCUCCGCCCCUUUCUAUCAGUCUCGCUCAGUGAAGCUAGUUCCGUGUUCUACUACUUUAUUAUUACAACACCAUUCACUCUCAUAACCCACCGUGAGAUUUAUACACCGUGAGAUUUACAUCAGAUCCUCAUGACCAUGGCCUCUUGAAAAUAAAAUAAAAAGGUGCAGAAGUCCUACAGAACCAGGGGAAGGUUACAAUGAAGCACCCUUGAGCUUCCAUUCGGGAGAAUGUAUUUUUCACAAGGUGAAGAUUCGCUUGAAAUUAGACCGAUGCGGGGAGCAUCCCAGCUGUGCAUUGUAGCACAGCAGCUCCUGUGAGCACCGACUGGCCCCAUCACCUCUCCUCCUGUCUCCACGGUCCUGCCAGCCUCGCCUGUCCUAGAAAUGGCUGCUCAGAGGAAGCAUCUGGUCAGAGAUUUUAACCACUACAUCACCUGCUAUGUUUGUAAAGGAUACUUAAUCAAGCCCACCACAGUGACCGAGUGCCUCCACACUUUUUGCAAACGCUGCAUCGUCCAACACUUUGAAGACAGCAAUGACUGUCCCAAAUGCGGCAUCCAAGUUCAUGAAACAAAUCCAUUAGAAAUGCUAAGGCUGGACAACACCUUGGAAGAGAUCAUCUUUAAACUUGUGCCUGGACUCAGAGAAAAGGAGCAACAACAGGAAAUAGAAUUCUGGAGGAAGACCAAAUCAAGAGAAAAUGGAGGAGAUGACAGUCCAAGAGCCAAGAGAGCCCGAAUGGAUGAUGAAGAUGAGGAAGAUGGAGACCACGAUCACCACAGAAGUGACCCCCAGAUAGCUAUCUGCCUUGACUGCUUAAGAAACAGCAGUCAGUCGGCAGAAAACAUAGUGAAGUCUGAGUUUCUACCCAACCUUGAGAAAACGAUCUUGUUUCAAUUCCCGCUCCAGGGCUUAAUGAAGAAAUUUAUACGCUGCUCAACUCGAGUGACAGUUGGAACAAUAAAGAAGUUUCUUAGUCUGAAGUUAAAGCUUCCAACUUCUUAUGAGCUGGAUGUACUAUGCAACGGUGAGAUCAUGGGGAAAGAUCAUACUAUGGAAUUUAUCUAUAUGACAAGAUGGAGACUUCGGGGUGAAAGUUCUUACCCAAUGGUACUACAGUAUCGGCCGCGGAUUGACUUUGGUUAGACCAGAGGGAAACAGAUUGAACCUGCACUAAAGUAAACCCAUCGACAGACUGCACAAUGAAUGGAUGUGCCUGGAUCAGGGACACAGAUGCUUCUGUUUCUUUGCUGCAUGCAGAUAGAUGUCUAUGCUGUUAGAUUUUGGUUUCUUUAAGUCAGUUUUAUGUUUUAAUUUGACAACAAAUUAAUGUGUGCCAAUCUUGGUCCUUCAACGUCCUACCUAGAAUAAUUGUAGCACUUGGCAUGGGUUUUUCGUAGUCCAGAAACAAAUGUAACAACAGAACUGUUUCACUGCUUUUAAUUUGAAUACAACAAGCUUAUCUGUUGCACUGCAAUGACACAGUGUACAGAUUUGUGAAAGUAAUGAUUCAGUUUGCUGUUGAAUGAGUAUGUUGGACCCACUGGAGUAAAAUCCAAAUUGAACUGAUACCUUCAGGUUGUUCGACAGAAUGCUUUCUGGCUUGGAUACGCUUAUAAGUUAUAAGGUAUCAAUAUAUUGGUCAAAAUACAUUGGUUAUGAAAAUAGCAAGUGAAUUUAACUCAUUGAGAGGUGUUUAUGGGAAGUCUUGAGAUAUGUAAUAGUUAAAGCAGGCUGUUAAUCUGUAUUUUACAACCCCAAAGGUUUAUAAAUGUGUUUUUGGUUAGAAGUAGAUAUUUUGUUAAGUCAAGUAUGUAGCUGAAGUCUUGUAAACAAUCUAAAAACAAUCUUAAAACCGUUUCAGUAUAUAUGUUGGUGGUGGUGAUGAUUAGAGAAGAACUAUUUCGAAUUUUGAAUACCAAGCAGAUGAUCUGAAGAUUCCUAAUAAGCUAAUUUCAUCCACCCAACAGAUUUUUGAUUAUUGUAGACAGAUUAUAUAUGCCCUAUUUUUAAGGGUCAUGGCCACUUUCUUAGUUAUUAAUGUCAGAAUGUCAGACAGUUGUAUUUAUUCAUAGAGUAAUUGGUUGUAUUUUCCAUUGUAAAUGUCAUACUGCAAGAGAUUUGUACAUCUUUUAUCAUUCCUUCCUUUAAUUCCCUAUGCAUUCUUAACUGCAGUCACUGUGUAUAGAGUGGCGCCAAUUAAAAUAUAAUUUACAAAUGCCUUGGAUAAACCAUAAAGUAAUGCACACUGAUUAGGCAUAAGAAGUCAAUAAUGGCUUCAGCUGUGAGUUGGACCACAUACUGUAGCUCCCAACGCAUUAUUCAAAUGGAAACAGGUGUCCAGAGUUAAGGAUUCUAAAGGUUUCGCACAACUUAUAUAGGGCUAGUGGAUCACAUGACACGUCAUAUGACCACAUACAUUUUCAUACAUUGUAGGGGGUUUUGAAUUUUACUUACAUUCUAUACAUUUUUGGGCAAACAGCUAGAUGGCAAGAGGUUGAAACAAGCCAGAGAGGACAUGAUUGAACUUAUAUAGAAAUGAAAUGUGGCUCUAUGAGAUGAAUAGUCUUUUACAGAGUUUAUUCUGGCUACUUACAAGAGAUCAUAUUCUGAUCACAGCCAGCUGAACAGACGAACAGAGUCACAAGGGGGCAAGGGCUUAUCGGCUACAGGACAAUCUGAUUCACAGUUGCUGACAUUUCUGGACCUGCUGCAGCGGGAUCUCUAAUGCUGUACCAUUUGUGUACUGUACAUACAGGAUGAAAUCCACAGCUUUUUAGUUUCAGCACAGGACUCAAAUGGAGUACUGUGAGAGCACACCCAUUGUUGCAUUACUGAGGCUCAGUGAUUAGGGAGACAUUUUCGAAAGUAUGUCCAAAACUCAAAUUAUUAUCUGGCAAGAAAAUAUGAGCUGAAAAGUAUUCAUAGAAGCUUUCAGUUCUUUUCCAUGGCCUGACUAAAAUGUGAUUACCCAGGCCUGUUUUUGUGCCAAUUUUAUGAACUGGUAAUGGCUUUAUUUGGCAGUGCUCAUGAAAAUAUAUAUAUAUAUAUAUAUAUAUAUAUAAUUAAAUAAAAAAUGUGUUAAAUUAGAUAAACAGUUCUAUUGUUCCCUUGCCUAACAUUUAGUUGUGCUGUUAAUUUCAUAUAUGCUUUACAACUGUUGCUAUUCAUUUUUAGUUUUUUUUUUUUUUUUUUAAUUAAAAGCUAUCAAAUUUUGCUGUCUGUCAUUUUGAAAACUCAAGAAAAAAGCCUUUCAUCUCUUACUGAUUAAAAUGGAAGUCUAUUUUUAUUUAUUUUUCUAGCUUCUGCAUGUUUGUAACUAAAGUCUAAACGAUACAUGUUGACCAGUGAGGCUUGCAUCUAAGACUGCCUUGUUACAAAUGUACUCAAUUUACUGUAGUGCCAUGCCAUACUGCUAGAAUAUGGGUAUAAUACAUACAGUGUUAAAACAAUAAUGCUUGCUGUAUUAAGGAGCUUUCUGGUGGCCCGCAAAAGUCAGAUAUCUUGUAUAGCUGCUUUAUGUACACAUCUCUAGCAGUGAAGUGGGCAAAUUGUGGUGGGCUUUUAUUAACAGCAUCCUAAUUUAUAAGUAUGCUUAUUACCAACAACUUGUGACAAGCUUCUUUUUAAAAAAAAACUACUCUGUAAUCACUUUGUGUUUUUAUCCAUCUUCAAAAAUGUUUUGUAAAAAUAUUAAAAAGUUAUAAAUAAAUAAAAACAUACAAACUAAUAGUGGUUUAACUGUUAGUUAAUACAUUGUUUAGACUGAAUAACCUUUGACAUGUUCUUGUGCUAACCUGCUAUGAAGAAUAUUCUGUAUUUUUGUAAGAAGCACUUGUAGAUAUUUUAUCUUUAAAAGGAAAUGUAUGUGGUAUGUUUUCCAAACAAACAAAAAAAAAAUGCUGCUUAGAAUAAUCUAUUUUAUUUUUCAAUGUAAAUGUGCCUGAAAUGCAUUCCUAUAGAGUUUAGCGAUCUCUCUGUGUGUGUGUGUAUAUAUAUAUAUAUAUAUAUAUAUAUAUAUAUAUAUAUAUAUGCAAAAUAGUUCUAUUUGUGAUGGAAAUUUCCUGACAUUAUUAAAAAAAUAAUAAUUCACAUUGUGUGACUGGAGGCAUUUUACUAUUAUACAUACACAUGCAAAUAAUCUCAUUGCUGUAAAACAGCAGUUAGGAAAAUACCCUUUCUAUGGUUGACUCCAUGGGCCAUAUUAUACAACUUUACAUAGACUACUGCGAUUGCUUACAUAUUUUUUUAAUCUGCUGAGCUCAACCCCAUCCCCCUCAUUGUUAUAUAGUGUUAUUAAUGUUUGGUGUCACUGUAUAGUGGGGUUCUCAUACAUUAAAUAGCAAAUAGAUUGAAUGGCUUUACAGUGAGCAUUCGCUAGCAAGGUUAAUGAAGUUCAUUCAAACUGUGAUGAUCAGUAAGGAAUGUCUUCGCUGUGCAUAAUUCAGCAGUGUUUAAUGUUUUGCCAUGGAUGCCUCCCAAGUAAACAUUUUCCGGGUGCUGCUGCUGCUGUUUGCUCAGCUCCAUGAACAACAGCCAGGGUGACUGGUAUUCUCCAGGGAAAAUCUCACAUGUUGCUACAGCACAGACCACCGUCCCAUCAACGAAAAUGAAAGAUUAUUGUCGAAUCUGAUCUGUCGUAUCCAUUCUAGUUGAACAGUGAAAGCCUAAUACUUCCAGACUCCAAUGUGCUAUUUGGCUUACAGGAAAACCAAUACACUUUACAGGUGUUGUAAACCUUCAGUCUAUUUGGAUGCUUUUAAUUUUCUUUGUAAUUUAUUUUUAUGUGCAAUAAAAAGAUCAGACUUGUC